Messenger RNA from Pyrus x bretschneideri (Chinese white pear), 2175 nucleotides. RefSeq names its product PAN domain-containing protein At5g03700. The record is from RefSeq and is a predicted model, not a curated record. Gene Ontology annotation, biological process: recognition of pollen. NCBI's taxonomy places the organism in Eukaryota, Viridiplantae, Streptophyta, Magnoliopsida, Rosales, Rosaceae. Bases 245 to 1744 code for a protein of 499 amino acids. The transcript has a single exon.
GCACUUCAAACAAACAAACUAUAAGAAUCAGAGCAGAAUUGGCGUCGAAGAUUGGCAAUUGUAAACAAUGUUGCAAGUUGCAAACAGUCAAGCUAUGUUAUAAUAAUAUUUGAGUUUUGCAGCUCAAAAAUAUUGUUAUAUAUGAGCUGCUGCUGUCCUUUUGUUUCCCUCCCAUGGCUGCUUUUGUUCCGUAGUCAUCUCUCUCUCUCUCUCUCUCUCUCUCUCUCUGAUAUUCAUUUCCACUAUGGAAACGUUCACCAACUCAGUCACUCGUCUAAGUUCACCUCAGCUUCUUUUUCUCACACUUGUAUUACUCUACGUCACAUCACCACCUUGCGCCGCCUCUGCCCAAGCGGAGCUUUCCAGAGGCUUCAAAGCCACUCCGGACCCUUCAAUCCAAACCUUCCAACCUGUGCUCACUGACCCAACCGGCAACUUUUCACUGGGUUUCCUCCGAGUCAACAAAACCCAACUCGCUCUGGCCCUCCUCCACGUGCCAUCCUCCGACCCUGUCUGGCUCGCUAACCCUGCCCAACUCGCCCGCUGGUCCGACCGCACGACCCUCCUCUUCAACGGUAGCCUAGUCCUCUCAGAUCCCCAGUCGAAGGUAUUCUGGUCAACUCACUCCGAAAUCGGCGACCGGCUUGCAGUCCUCGACACCUCUAACGUCCAAAUCCAAACGACCCAGGACACCGUUCUAUGGCAGAGUUUUGACUUUCCAACAAAUACCCUCGUCGAGAAUCAGAAUUUCACAUCGACUAUGAAGCUUGUCUCAUCGAACGGCCUAUACUCAAUGCGAUUGGGGAACAAUUUCAUGGGUCUGUUCGCCAAGUUCAAACCGGGUUCAAAUGCAGACCAAAAGUACUGGAAACGCAAAGCCAUGGAAGCCAAGGCCAAAGUCGUCGAAGGAAAAGGACCUAUUUACGCCCGUGUUGAUCCGGACGGGUUCAUCGGAAUGUACCAAACCGGGAACCCAACUCCGGUCGACAUCCAAGCGUUCAUGACCUUUCCAAGGCUAAUCAACGGCCUCCGUAAGGUCAGGUUGGAAGCGGACGGAAACCUCAAGGCGUAUUACUGGGACGGUUCCAACUGGGCUUUGGAUUUCCAGGCGAUUGCCGCCACAUGCGAGCUUCCCAGUCCAUGCGGUUCGUUCGGUUUGUGCGGGGCCGGGAAUGCUUCGUGUUCGUGUUUGAAUAACCAGACGGAGUUCCAUUCCGGUGAGUGUUUUCCGGUUCAGACCGGCGACUUCUGCGGUUCCGGAUGGCGGGAAAUUAAAAGCUUCCGGGUUUUAAGGAGGAACGGCGUGGAGCUGCCGUACAAGGAGUUGAUGAAGUAUAAAAUGAUGUCGUCUUACGGUGAAUGCGAAAGAACUUGUGAAAGGAACUGUAGCUGUUGGGGCGCGGUGUACAAUAACGGGUCCGGGUUUUGUUACUUGAUGGAUUACCCGAUCCAGAGUUUGGUGGGCGUUGGGGAUGAGAGUAAGAUGGGUUAUUUUAAGGUGCGGGAGGGUGCAGGGAGGAAGAAAAUAAAUGUGGGUGUGGGGGUUGGGAUUGGGGUGGUUUGUGUGGCGCUUUUGAUAUUUGUUGGGGUAGUGGGUGUUUGGAGGUUUAGGGUGUGGAGGAGGAAGAGAGGAGGAGGGGGGAAGAGGUUCAUGGGUCAAGAUGGCGGGGCUUCACCCGGCCCGUAUAAGGAUCUCGGGUCCGCAAGCUUUAGGUCCAUUGAGAUGGGUGGGCAAAAUGGUUAGGAUUUGUUUGAGUAAUGCUUCUAGAGUAAUUAUUUGACAAAUAAAAGCAUUUCUAACUAUAUUGGACGAAAAAUAGUAAACGGCCUUCAAUUGUAACAUCAUAGCAAAAAUGCUUACGAGCAAAAAUAUUGUAUCUCCAAACGAGGCGUUAGGCAAUGAUGUAUGAAAUGACAUUUUUUUGGUUUGGGGCCUUUGGAGGAUGGAGUAACAGUUUAACCGACAUUGAUGUUGAUCACCAACUCUUUUGUGUCUGUGAUGGUGGGGGUCCAAGACUUAAUCCUUAUUGUAUUUAAAUUUGUACGACAAAUGAUUGGGUGGAGCCCGCCUAAUCCCAUUGAUAGUGACCUUGUAUUGAGAUUAGUGCGCCUUCAAGGGCUUUGUAUCGAUGAUCAACAUUGAGUAAUGGUAGAAUAUGGUAUGCUAUUUGAUCA